This is a messenger RNA of Austrofundulus limnaeus, 3074 nucleotides long. RefSeq names its product transmembrane protein 62 (gene tmem62). NCBI's taxonomy places the organism in Eukaryota, Metazoa, Chordata, Actinopteri, Cyprinodontiformes, Rivulidae. The record is from RefSeq and is a predicted model, not a curated record. Gene Ontology annotation, molecular function: hydrolase activity.
GGUUGACAGGUGCAAAUUGCGGUGCUCGGAAAGUAGAGUCAGAGUGAGAGCUCUUCCUGUCAUAGAUCAUCUUUUCGUCUGUAACCGGUCAGAUCUGUGAGGCUAACCUGUCAAGCUACCACUUCCUCCGCCUCCUCCUCCUCGCUCUCUGAAGGCAGCUGAACCUGAGCCGUGAAUGAACCACACACCAUGCUUUCUGUGGCCCCGAUGGCACCGACAGAAACGGGAUGAGCCUUGGCGUCUUUGUUAUUUCUGUAGUCACUGUUAGUGUGAUUCAUCCCUUUUAGCCGUAGCUAGCUUCUUUUCUGUCCUGGACAAGACGGCGGCAGCUAGCCACCUUUCUCGCCACCACCGGAGGAUGCUGAAGCUGUUCAGUGCCCUGGUUAUCCUCGGACUGGUCCUUGCUUGGGUCACCUCCUGGGUGUUGGACAGCUAUGACACGGCUUGGCAUCCGAAACGGAGCGUUCGGCGUCCGGCUGUCGGCGAUGGAGGUGGAUUAAAGAGGAGUUCUCCACCAUUUCCCGGCGACGAGUUAAACAACAUAUUCUGGUUUAUACAGGUGUCUGACAUUCACAUAAGUCGAUUUCAUGAUCCAAGACGUAUCCCAGAUUUCGAGAAGUUCUGCACCAGCACCAUUGAUGUGAUCAAACCAGCUCUUGUGCUUGCAACAGAUGCUUUCAACAUAAUUUCAUUGGACAGCAUCAACAAUUAUUACAGAAAAUACUCAGCUAAUCAGAAAAUAGGUUCUUUCCACUACGUUCACAAAACCCCGUUUGGCAACUACUCCUUCGUCUGUGUGGAUGCCACGCUGACCCCGGGCCCCAAAAGACCAUAUAAUUUUUUUGGCAUUCUCAAUCAGACUCAGAUGGACUUGCUGGACUCGUUCAGAGCUGAGAGUCUGAAGAGCAACCAGUCCGUCUGGUUUGGUCACUACACCACCUCCACCAUUGUCUCCCCCUCUCCUGGAGUUAGAGACAUGAUGAGCUCUGCUGUUGCGUAUCUGUGUGGCCACCUGCACACACUCGGCGGCCUGAUGCCGGUCCUCCACAGCCGACAUCCACGAGGCACCCUGGAGCUGGAGCUGGGUGACUGGAUGGACAACCGAAGGUUCAGAGUCCUGGCCUUUGACCACGACCUGCUGAGUUUCUCUGACCUGCAGUUUGAGCAGUGGCCUUCAGUGCUCAUCACGAACCCAAAGGAUGCACAAUACUUCCACCCAGGGGUGGAGCCGCUGGGGCGGAUGCGGCAGUCAACUCACAUCAGGGUCUUGGCCUUCUCUGAGGCUAUGAUCACUGCAGUGCACGUUAGUGUCGAUGGAGAAGCUCUGGGGAAAGGCCACUCUGCUGGAGGCCCACUUUAUGUUCUGCUGUGGGAUCCGUCUCUUUACCUCACUGGGCUGCACGUAAUCAAAGUUAAAGUGGAGGACUCCGCAGGCCGCUCGGUGGUGAAAGAGCAGCACUUCACUCUGGAGGACGGUCUGACUCCCAGCUUUAGUUUCGUGCAGUCCUUCAUCCUCCUCACAGACCACUACAUCCUGGGUCGAGUCCUCUUCAUAUUCACGAUGCUGUUGAAUGUCAUCGUGCUCCUUGCUUUCAGAUUCCAUCAGCUCCCUAAUGGCAAAGGUUUCACAGGACUCACCUCUUCAGUGUGUUUCUCGCUUCACAUUAUAAGUAAAACAAACUCCUUCUACUACUCUCUGCUGCUGUUCAACCUCUGCACGGCCCUCGGCCCGUGGUUUAUAGGAGAGCUGAUAGAUGGCCACAGUGGCGCCUGCUUUUCCUUUGGAGUGUUCAUCGACGGACAUUUCCUGGAGGGCAGUCUCACAUACGUCGUCGGAGUCAUACAAUUGCUCUUCUUCAACAUCCCCCUCACCUCUUACCUCUGCUGGAGCCUGCUGCACCGUCACCACCGCAACAGCUUCCGUUCCCAUUUUGUGCGGUCGGGCCGUCACUGGCGGCCGCUGGCGAUCCACUUCCUCAUGCUGCUGCUCCUCACCUGGCAGGCCCACUCCUGUUACUUCCUCCUGGAGACCUACGGCCUCAUGGCCUUUUUCCUGUCUCCGGUCCGCACGUGGGCCUUCGGGCUCAGUCUGCUUCUGAUCCGCCACGCCUGGACAGGCCCGUUCCCUCUCGAACAUGGCAAGAGACCCGUUUCUUCGUGACAGUAAAUGCACCACAGUUACCGUCAAACCUGACUCUUGGAUAUAUUUUGCUCUUUUCACCCUGAAAGAUGGAUUUACCCCCCCCCCCACCUUACACACACACACACACACACCCACACACACGCACAGCAGCAGCAGUCCUCCUUUACUUUAACUUCUACAUGCAGAGCCACUUCAGUUAUCACUCUCCUCUUUCCAGAUAGUAUUGUUUGCUUAAUAUGCAUGUUCUUGUAAAACACUAAGGAGCACAUUUGUGACCAUAUUCAUAGCAAUGUGUACAGUGUAAAGGGCAAAAAAAACACUUUGGAUGAAAAAAAGGGUGAAAUAUUUUUACGUGAGAACUUGUCGACAGCACCCGAGCUGCUCUCUGCUGCGGUUCAAGCGGACUCAAUUUACUUGAGAUUUAGCACUUUUUUUGGACUUGUUGCCUUGGCCAAAUGCCACCUCACCACUGCCAAAGGAUGAGAAGGAAAGAUUUUAAUUUUAAUUUUUCCAUCAGAAUCCCGUUUUUUUGUUUUUUGUUUACAGAUAAAGGCCGGAUGUGCCAAACUGAUCCUUGUUUACCUUCCAAGACAAAUCUUUCAAGGUGUACGUGCACAUUUUAACUCUCUACUGUAAGCUUUUUUCCCCUUCUUUUUUAUCAAAACAUAGCUCACAGAUCAUAACAGCUGUAGUUAUGUUGGUGCGGAUGAGAAAUGUGACCACGACGAUCAUGAAAUCUAAGAAAGUGAAGUCCUUUAUUGAUCUGUGAACUAGGGUUGGGCAUAAUCGUAUCGUGUGCAAUUAAUCGUCAGAAAAACAUUAAUCGAUAAAUUUUUGGCAGUUGACAAUUAACACGAUUAAUGCCACCUGGCAGACUAACCGCUAGGGGUGUAAGAAAAUAUCGAUACACUGAAAUAUCGCAAUAUUUCAU